AUGUAUAUUAAGUCCAUGGUAAUCGAUGGAUUUAAGUCCUAUUGUCAACGCACAGAAAUUCGCGAUUUUGAUCUUCAAUUUAAUGCAAUUACUGGUCUUAAUGGCUCUGGAAAAUCGAACAUCCUGGAUGCAAUUUGCUUUCUCUUGGGAAUUACAAAUUUGUCACACGUUAGAGCUGCUAAUUUGCAAGAACUCGUAUAUAAAAGUGGUCAGUCGGGCAUUACCAAGGCUACAGUCAGUAUUGUUUUUGAUAAUACUGAUAAGUCUGUCUCACCUUACGGAUAUGAACAAUUUGAUGAAUUGACUAUAACUCGUCAGAUUGUUGUUGGUGGCAAGAAUAAGUACCUUAUUAAUGGUACUAAUGCUACUAAUACCCGUGUUCAAGACCUUUUCCAUUCCGUUCAAUUAAAUGUAAAUAAUCCUCACUUUCUUAUUAUGCAAGGAAGUAUUACAAAAGUUGUGAAUAUGAAACCUCCUGAAAUUUUAUCACUUUUGGAAGAGGCAGCAAGCACAAAGCUCUAUGAAAACAAGAAGGAAGCCGCUUUAAAAACUAUUGAAAAGAAAGAUUCAAAACUUCGUGAGAUCGACAGAGUUCUCUAUGAGGAUAUCACACCAACUAUUCGGAAACUACGUGAAGAGCGAAGUAGUUAUUUGGAAUAUCAGAAAAUUGUUCGUGAAAUCGAACAUCUUUCUCGCCUCAUCAUUGCUUAUGAUUUCACAAGGCUUGAAGAGGCUAAGCAACGUAGUAAAGACGAUUUGGUUAAACUUGAAAAUAAGCUCGCCUAUAGUAAAAAUGAGCUUGAGACUUUGAAGAGUGAAAAGACUGAUGUCGAUCAGAAGAUCGUUCGCCUUACUGAAGAACGUCAAACAUUGCUAGGCACCUCUCUCGAAGAAGCCGAACGCGUUCUCGUGGAACGUCGAAAGGAAGAGGCUGUGGCAAGUGGUGUAUCGACUCGCGCAGCCGAACAUCUUCGUGUCACUCGCAAACAGAUUCACAAUCUGGAGACUCAGUCGAAAGAAAUAUCCAAACAGUUAGAGGACAAACGGUAUGCGGCUGCCGACGCAGCUGGAACAGAAUUCAAGGCUUUGGAGGAGGCUACAAAACAGGCUCAGGAGGCUCUUACUGAAGCCCAGGCGAAUUUGGCUGCGACCAAGUCUGGUCUCGCUGGUGGAAACUCUUCCAAACAGGGCGGAGGUCUAGCUGAACAGGCCCGUAUUGCUGAGGGCAAACGCGUUGCAGUGGAAACCGAACUCCGCCAGUUAGAAAUGCGCGAAAAGCAUCUCACUCAGGAGCUCUCAACAGGUCAAAAGAAACUCUCUGCGAUGGAAGCCAAAUCGAGCGGACUUGGAAAGGAUGGUGAAACCAAACGCAAGCAUCUCCUCUCGCAAAUGGAGAAGCUAAAUAGCCAGUUGGAAGAAAUAAGGCAAGCUGAUGUUAAAGCGGGUGGAGAUGAAGCUACUGUCACCAACAAGUAUAAUGAAUUAGUUCGAGAAAUGCGUCAAUUACAGGCGAAAAGUGAUGAACUUGGGAGACAAUUUCAUCAACUUCAGUUUGAUUACACCGAUCCGGAACCGCAUUUUGAUCGACGACGGGUGUUUGGUGUUGUAGCUAAAUUAUUUGAUCUUGUCGAUCCCAAAUACGCCACUGCAAUUGAAGUAGCUGCUGGCGGGAAGCUCUACAAUAUCGUGGUGGACACUGAGGCGACGGGAAAAGCCCUUUUGGAGAGGGGUCAGUUGCCCAGACGAGUCACAAUGUUACCCCUGAAUCGCAUCCGAGGAUCUUCCAUACCACAGGAGACUUUGAAAAAGGCAGAAGCGCUUGUUGGGAAGGAGAAUGUUGCGCCGGCGUUGUCGCUUAUCAGAUAUCCUCCACAUCUGGCUCCGGUUAUGGAGUUUGUAUUUGGAGGUCUUCUUGUCUGUCCGACGCUAGAUCAUGCCAGGAAGGUGACUUUCCAUCCGGGAAUAGAAAGAAGAACGAUCACUUAUGAUGGUGAUAUGUUUGAUCCACAAGGUACCUUAUCUGGAGGUUCGCGAGGUGGUCCACAAAGCAACCUUCUCACCCGUGUCGCCCAAUGGCGAGCCGCCGAAUCCGCCGCUGCGGAUGCCAUGAAGCAGUGUCAAGAGAUUCAAAGGGCCCGUGAGGCUGCCUCAUUACGUGCCAAAAAACGCGCCGAUCUGAGUGAAUCCCUAGAUCGAGCCCGUCACGAGUUAGCCAUUAUCGAAACCACCCUGCGCCAGUCGGACACCCAUCGUCUACGCACUGACUUGGAGCGUCUAGGCAUUGAGCUUGAUGAAGUACGCGCCUCUCUCAAAGAAGGUGCUGCCAGGUUAGUCGAGGCUGACAAGGCUGUAAAGGAAGCCCGUUGGAAAGUGGAACAUGCACAGGAGGCCGAGGCGAAAGCUUUGCGUGAGGCUGAAGCUGCUGUUAAGAGUGCUCGUGAACGCGUGGAUGCCACUGAAGACGCUCUACGAACUAAACAGCGCCUCAAGGAAACUCUGAGGUUGGAAGCUGAUGAAAUUGCUCGAGAAUUUCAACAGAUCCAGACGUCCCUUGAACAGACCAAGACUGAACUUCAGAAUGCUGAGGUUGCGGUUGAAAAAGCGAAGAAGGACGCGGAGGCUGCGAAAGAGGCCUUGAAGGAUGCCAAGGCUAAAGUGGAUGAACAACAGAGACUGGCUGAUGCGGCCGCGGCCGCUAUUCAGAGCGCCAAGUCGGAGGCUGAUAAGCUGAAGGAGGCUAUAUCAUCCACAUCCUGUCAGAUCGAUAAGCUUACACAUGAUCUGGAUAUUCAUACAAAAGAGAAUAAGGAGGCUUUUGUGAAGCUUUCCAGCAUGCUGGAAUCUAACCCUUGGAUAGCUGAAGAGCGUGGUAACUUCGGCGUUGCCAACGGCGUCUUCGACUUUAAGAAACGCGAUCCCACUGAAGCUCGUCAGCGUGUUUCCACUCUCUCCGAGAGGCGUGAAAAGCUCUCUCGAACCGUCAAUAUGCGUGCCAUGAACAUGCUUGGCACCGCGGAAGAACAAUACGCCGACUUACUGCGUCGCCGAGAAAUUGUGCUCGCCGACAAACGCAAGAUACAGACGGUUAUUGAUGAUUUAGAUAAAAGAAAGGAACAAGUUCUGAAGUCCGCUUACGAGAGGGUAAAUGAGGAGUUCAAUAACAUCUUCUCAUCCCUCCUCCCUGGAACUCGAGCCCAGUUGGUUCCUCCUGAAGGUCAGACAAUUCUGGACGGUCUUCAAUUCCGUGUGGCGUUCGGAGACACCUGGAAGGAGUCGUUGAGUGAACUCUCCGGAGGUCAGCGGUCGCUUGUCGCUCUGGCACUCAUUUUGGCGCUUCUGCUAUUCAAACCUGCACCAAUUUAUAUCUUGGAUGAGGUUGACGCAGCUUUGGAUUUAUCCCAUACCCAGAAUAUUGGUCAAUUAAUUAAGAAUCACUUCAAAAAUGCUCAAUUCAUUGUGGUAUCCCUGAAAGAUGGUAUGUUCAAUAAUGCCAAUGUCCUAUUCAAAACGAAGUUUGUCGAUGGUGUUUCUACGGUGACCAGGCACACGCCAACAACCAGUGGAAACGCUGGUGGAAGAUCCGGAAACGAUGCAAGACCCCAUCAGAUCGGAAAUAGGCGAAAGUUGGCCGCUUAA
Rodentolepis nana is the source of this 3636-nucleotide messenger RNA. The record is from the annotation of a GenBank genome assembly. Lineage: Eukaryota; Metazoa; Platyhelminthes; Cestoda; Cyclophyllidea; Hymenolepididae.